UGUUUGUUUCCACUUAAAAAGAUAAGAAAAUUAAAGAUAGCGAAUUAACCUAUAUUGGCGUAAGUUCAAAAGCAACAUCCAAAGUAGAAUCGAUUAUCUUUAAAUAGCAUCCGUAUACCACUCAUAACUCCACACACCACAUAGCUUAUUACUCUUCCUUUUCAUUCUCUCAAAUACACUUCAAGUUCAAGCCGCUAUUAUUAUUUAGAGCUUAGAAGUGCUUUUAAAGAUUAUUCAUUAAUUUGCAAAAGCACGUCAGAAAUAAUCAAUAACCACGGCAACUCUAAAUCCUAACAAAUCCACAUCCAUCUCAAACCAGUUGGAUAUCAGGUACAAAAAGACGCAGUUAUGGCAGAAGAAUCACAAAUUCAAACACAAACGACUAACAAGUCGAAAAACGGCGUCGUUUUGUUUGAGAAAUACGAAAUUGGAAGAUUGUUGGGAGUUGGUGCUUCAGCGAAGGUGUACCAGGCGACGAAUGUUGAAACGGGGAAGAACGUGGCGGUGAAAGUCAUGAACAAGAAGAAACUCGUCAAUGGAGGUUUCUCGGCAAACAUUGAGCGUGAGAUCUCAAUUCUCAGUCGCCUCCACCACCCUAACAUCAUCAACCUCUUCGAAGUGCUUGCGUCAAAGAACAAAAUCUACUUCAUUGUUGAAUUGGCCUCUGCCGGCGAGCUCUUCGAAGAGGUGGCUAAAAAAGACAAACUCACAGAAGAUCACGCUCGGAGAUACUUCCGGCAGCUUAUCUCCGCCGUGAAACACUGUCACUCUCACGGUGUUUUCCACCGGGAUCUCAAACUCGAUAAUCUCUUGCUAGACGAGAAUGAUAACCUUAAGGUAACGGAUUUCGGUUUAAGCGCUGUUAAAAACCAGAUCCGUCCUGACGGUUUACUUCACACCGUUUGUGGUACACCAUCCUACGUGGCACCGGAGAUUCUCGCGAAGAAAGGCUACGACGGUGCGAAAGCUGAUAUAUGGUCCUGCGGCGUCGUUUUGUUUGCUAUUACUGCAGGAUAUUUACCGUUCAAUGAUUACAAUGUUACCGUGCUGUACCGGAAGAUCUACCGUGGUCAAUUUCGUUUCCCGAAAUGGACGUCAUGUGAUCUGAAGAAUCUCUUAUCAAGAUUGUUGGAUACGAACCCUGCCACAAGGAUUAGCGUUGAUGAAAUUCUUCAAGACCCGUGGUUCAAGUCGGGUGGAUAUAAACUAGACCGGGUUUUAGUUAAGGAACCGGAGUUGGAAGAAUCUCGAACCGGGUUUAAGUCCUUGAACGCGUUUGAUUUGAUUUCGUUUUCAACCGGGUUAGAUAUGUCGGGUAUGUUUGAGGAUCAAAACGGGUCGGGUUUAGCUGAAUGGGUUGUUUCGGCGGAGAAACCGGAGAGGAUUAUUGAGAGGGUGGAGGAGGUGGUGAAGGGAGCGACGGUGGUUGUGAAAAGACUGGAGAAUAAUGCUGGAGCAAAGUUGGAAGGGCAAGAAGGUAAUUUGCUUGGUCUUGUUAUGGUUUACCGGCUAACGGAUGAAUUCGUGGUAGUUGAAAUGAAGAAACGUGGAAAGGGGGAGGAACCUGGCAGGCAAUUGUGGAAAAAUAAAUUGCGACCUUUGCUUGUUGAGUUGGCUCACAAACCGGAAGAGCCGGUUUCCCGGUGAAUUCUGGUGUGAUUUAUUGAAAUUUGAUUAAUAAGUGUUAUUUUGGUAUCUAUUGUUUUUACUCUACGAUACCAAGUAUCAAGAUCUUUCUUUGCAUUGAGAACUUCCGUAAAAUAAAUAAAUAAUAAUUCAUUUAUAAUAA
Messenger RNA from Lathyrus oleraceus (garden pea), 1789 nucleotides. Its product is annotated as CBL-interacting serine/threonine-protein kinase 14. NCBI's taxonomy places the organism in Eukaryota, Viridiplantae, Streptophyta, Magnoliopsida, Fabales, Fabaceae. Gene Ontology annotation, biological process: signal transduction; protein phosphorylation. Gene Ontology annotation, molecular function: ATP binding; protein serine/threonine kinase activity. The transcript has a single exon. The coding region runs from base 349 to 1647 and encodes 432 amino acids. The record is from RefSeq and is a predicted model, not a curated record.